AUGAAGCAUAUCACAGAAUCCUAUGCAAGAUGGCAACACAAACAGGCUGAUAAAAUGAGAUUAACCAACCAUAAGCUAAUACGCGAUUUCUUGGCGGAAACCCUUGGAAUGAUAGUCUUUGUCGCUUACUCAACUGGUGUUAUAGCUCAAGCCCAUCUCUAUGAAGGUGCCUUUGGUAUAUUCAUGGAUAUCAGUACUGGUUACGCCGCUGGUUGGGCAUUGGGGUUAUUCAUAACCGGUUCACGCUCACCUGGGAUGUGCAAUCCUUGUAUUGCCUUUUUGAAUAUGCUCACUGGUCGUCUUGAUCCUUUAAAGAUGCUUGUCUUCUGGUUAGCCGAACUGAUUGGCUCUAUUCUUGGGGCCCUUUUGGUUAUGGCUCUCUACCUGGAAAAGAUCUGGGAAUACACCAAUGAAAAGGAUAACGGAGUGCUAACAAUGAACUCAACCGGAGUUAUUUUUACUAGCACUGCAAAUAAUUCAACUGGUACUUUGGUGGUAGGACAAUUGGUUAGUGGAAUGUUCACGUUUAUUUGCAUUUUGGCAAUUCUGGAUAGAAAUAACUGGAAUCUUAGUCCCUUCUAUGUAAUCUUAUAUUCGGCUGUUGCUCAAUUCCUUGUGGUAAAUGAUUUCAGCGUCCAUUCAACCUCUAUUUUGAAUCCUGCUUUUGAUUUUGGAGGGAGAAUCGCUCUGUCCAUAGGAGGUUGGGGAUCGCAACCAUAUACUUACGCUAACUACUCCUUUUGGAUAUUUCUCAUUAUCCCCUUUGCUGGAGCAAUCCUCGGUCUUGUGCUCUACGAGUUAGUGGUUGGAAUACAUCUGCCUGGAGCUGGAAAAGAUUACGAUGAGGAAGUCAUUGUUGAGGCUGAAUGA
Rodentolepis nana is the source of this 870-nucleotide messenger RNA. NCBI's taxonomy places the organism in Eukaryota, Metazoa, Platyhelminthes, Cestoda, Cyclophyllidea, Hymenolepididae. The record is from the annotation of a GenBank genome assembly.